AUGGCGGAGGAGGUCAGUGCCGGUAGCGGCGGAGGAUCAUCGUCGGAGAGAGGAGGAGAGAUCAACGGCGUAGGAUUAGCUUCGAUGGACUCGUUAGAAUCUCGUUGGGUGUUCCAAGACGAAGACGACUCCGAGAUCGAUGACGAGGAAGAUGACGACGACGACGACCCGCCGCAUCGAGCUGGAGUAGACUCCGAAGACGAGGAUACUCCCGAGCAGCGCUUGAUUCGCACCGGGCCACGGAUCGAUUCCUUCGACGUCGAAGCUCUCGAAGUCCCUGGCACACACAGAAGUGAAUACGAGGACUUUGGUAUAGGAAGGAAAAUAAUACUUGCCUUUCAGACACUCGGAGUUGUGUUUGGUGAUGUUGGAACAAGUCCGUUAUAUGCCUUCAGUGUGAUGUUCAGCAAAGCACCUAUCAAUGGAGAUGAAGAUGUUAUUGGAGCAUUAUCACUUGUUCUAUACACCUUAAUCUUGAUCCCCCUAAUCAAGUAUGUCCUUGUUGUUCUUUGGGCAAAUGAUGAUGGUGAAGGUGGUACUUUUGCAUUAUACUCAUUGAUCUGCCGACACGCUAAGGUCAGUCUUCUCCCAAAUCAGCUACCAUCAGAUACCCGCAUAUCAAGCUUCAGGCUAAAGGUGCCAUCUGCUGAACUCGAGAGAUCGCUCAAAAUAAAGGAGAGACUAGAGACUUCAUUGACUCUGAAGAAACUUCUUCUGAUGUUAGUGCUUGCUGGCACUUCUAUGGUGAUAGCUGAUGGGGUUGUUACACCGGCAAUGUCAGUAAUGUCAGCUGUUGGUGGCCUGAAGGUUGGAGUUGCUGCAAUUGAACAAGAUCAAGUGGUGAUGAUAUCAGUUGCCUUUCUUGUAAUUUUGUUCAGUGUACAGAAGUUUGGAACAAGUAAAGUGGGACUUGCUGUAGGCCCUGCUUUGUUCAUAUGGUUUUGUUCUCUAGCAGGCAUUGGAAUUUAUAAUCUUCUCAAGUAUGAUGCCAGUGUCUGGAGGGCAUUUAAUCCUGUUCACAUCUAUUUAUACUUCAAGAGGAACUCAGUUAAGGCUUGGUAUGCCCUUGGAGGUUGUCUUUUAAGCGCAACAGGAUCUGAGGCAAUGUUUGCAGAUCUUUGCUACUUUUCUGUGCGAUCAGUUCAGCUUACAUUUGUGUUUCUCGUUUUGCCUUGCCUGUUAUUGGGUUAUCUGGGUCAAGCAGCAUACCUUAUUGGAAAUCCUAAUGAUGCCGAGCAGGCUUUCUUUUCCUCAAUUCCAAGUGGUGCAUUUUGGCCAAUCUUCCUCAUAGCUAACAUUGCUGCCUUGAUUGCCAGCCGAGCAAUGACAACAGCCACAUUUUCAUGCAUAAAGCAAUCAACUGCUCUUGGUUGUUUCCCGCGUCUUAAAAUCAUUCAUACAUCUAGAAAGUUCAUGGGUCAGAUCUAUAUCCCUGUUAUAAACUGGUUUCUGCUGGUAGUUUGCCUGAUCUUUGUGUGCUCUAUCUCAAGCAUUAACGAGAUUGGAAAUGCAUAUGGUAUUGCUGAGCUGGGUGUGAUGAUGAUGACCACAAUUUUAGUCACCAUUGUCAUGCUUCUCAUAUGGCAGAUAAACAUCAUAAUUGUGCUGAGUUUUGUGAUCUUUUUCCUGGGUUUGGAAUUGACUUUUUUCUCCUCAGUUUUAUGGAGUGUGACAGAUGGAAGUUGGAUAGUUUUGGUUUUUGCUGUGAUAAUGUUUUUAAUUAUGUACAUCUGGAAUUAUGGGAGCAAGCUUAAGUAUGAAACUGAAGUGAAGCAAAAGCUGUCAAUGGAUUUGAUGCGAGAAUUAGGCGGCAACCUUGGGACAAUCAGAGCUCCUGGCAUAGGUUUGCUUUAUAAUGAGCUGGUGAAAGGAGUACCAGCCAUAUUUGGCCAUUUUCUAACCACACUCCCUGCUAUCCACUCCAUGAUAAUCUUUGUCUGUAUAAAGUACGUUCCUGUUCCUGUGGUGCCUCAGAGUGAAAGAUUUCUUUUCAGGCGAGUCUGUCCAAAAGGUUACCAUAUGUUUCGGUGUAUUGCCCGGUAUGGUUACAAGGAUGUCCGAAAGGAAAAUCACCAGACAUUUGAGCAGCUACUGAUUGAGAGCCUCGAGAAGUUCAUUCGUCGGGAAGCGCAGGAACGGCAAUUGGAAAGUGAUGGAGAUGAAGAUACAGAUUCCGAGGAGGAUAACUCUUUCUCAAGAGUUCUCAUAGCUCCUAAUGGAAGUGUUUACUCACUUGGUGUUCCUCUGUUGGCUGACUUCAGGGGCACUAGUAAUCCCAUUUCAGAAGCAAGCACCUCAGAGGAGGUGAAGGCAGGUUCCCCUGCAGAUCAAUCAAUGUCUGAUGCUGAGCAUAGCCUAGAGAGGGAGUUGUCUUUUAUACGCAAGGCCAAGGAAUCUGGAGUUGUUUAUCUUCUCGGUCAUGGAGAUAUUAGGGCAAGAAAGGAUUCUUGGUUUAUCAAGAAACUAGUUAUAAAUUACUUCUAUGCUUUCCUGAGAAAGAAUUGCAGGAGGGGUAUUGCAAAUUUGAGCGUGCCCCAUUCACAUCUGAUGCAGGUGGGCAUGACUUACAUGGUAUGAUGGUCAAUUUUUGACAACCAAAAUAAGGGAUGAAAAGGGCGGUUAGACAAGAAGGCGGACGAUAUAGUGGUAAUGCUCUGAUCAAGUUGCAUCUAGGAACUCAAACCUUGCUUUCACAACUCUCUUCUGCAAAUAUAAGGUGGAAUCAUUUCACUAGGAAGCUUUGAAAUGCUUCUCCCUGUUGUGUUUUCCUGUAUUGUGUUUUUCACUGUUACAAACAGGUGCAUGUCAAAUCAAGCUUCUUUGUAAUUAUAAUGUUGAAGGGAUGGUGUAUGUGAUUUUUUCACACCUUCACACAGCAAUUCCACUGGAAAAUCUUUGUUCCCAA
Molecule: messenger RNA, 2905 nt
Organism: Theobroma umbraticum
Lineage: Eukaryota; Viridiplantae; Streptophyta; Magnoliopsida; Malvales; Malvaceae
Gene: KUP7
Product: K+ uptake permease 7
Biological process (GO): potassium ion transmembrane transport
Cellular component (GO): vacuolar membrane; plant-type vacuole
Molecular function (GO): potassium ion transmembrane transporter activity
Source: RefSeq, a predicted model, not a curated record